This is a messenger RNA of Myotis daubentonii (Daubenton's bat), 2252 nucleotides long. RefSeq names its product MBL associated serine protease 2 (gene MASP2). Lineage: Eukaryota; Metazoa; Chordata; Mammalia; Chiroptera; Vespertilionidae. Gene Ontology annotation, cellular component: extracellular region. Gene Ontology annotation, molecular function: calcium ion binding; serine-type endopeptidase activity. The record is from RefSeq and is a predicted model, not a curated record. Gene Ontology annotation, biological process: proteolysis; complement activation, lectin pathway.
UCGAUUCCCAGAAUUCCAGGGGCAGGACCGGCUGUUGGACAAACAGAUCAAAGGUGAGACUGCGAAUCCAGACCCGGCCUGGCCAGCUGGACGGGCGCACCAUGAGGCUGCUGAUCCUCCUGGGCCUGCUCUGGGGCUCGGCAGCCGCCCCCGGGGGCACACAGUGGCCGCAGCCCGUGUUCGGGCGCCUGGCGUCGCCUGGCUUCCCGGGGAAGUACCCGGAUGACCAGGAGCUGCGCUGGACCCUGACGGCGCCCCCGGGCUACCGCCUGCGCCUCUACUUCACCCACUUCCACCUGGAGCUCUCCUACCGCUGCGAGUACGACUUCGUCCAGCUGAGCUCGGGGACCGAGGUGCUGGCCACGCUGUGCGGCUGGGAGAGCACGGACACGGAGCAGGCCCCGGGGAACACCACCUUCUACUCGCCCGGCCCCAGCCUGAACGUCACCUUCCGCUCCGACUACUCCAACGAGAAGGCGUUCACGGGCUUUGAGGCCUUCUACGCAGCAGAGGACAUCGAUGAGUGCCAAGUGCCCCCCGGAGCGGCCCCCGCCUGCGACCACCACUGCCACAACCACCUGGGCGGCUUCUACUGCUCCUGCCGGGCGGGCUACGUGCUCCACCAGAACAGGCGCACCUGCUCAGCCCUGUGCUCAGGCCAGGUCUUCACCGAGCGGUCUGGGGUGAUCAGCAGCCCGGAAUACCCACAGCCGUACCCCAAACUCUCCAGCUGCACCUACAGCAUCCGCCUGGAGGAGGGGUUCAGUGUCAUCCUGGACUUCGUGGAGUCCUUCGACGUGGAGGCGCACCCCGAAACCCAGUGCCCCUACGACUCCCUCAAGAUUCAGACAGACAAGAAGGAAUUCGGCCCAUUCUGUGGGAAGACGUUGCCCAGCAGGAUUGAAACCAAGAGCAACGCUGUGACUGUGACCUUUGUUACUGACCAGUCGGGGGACCACACAGGCUGGAAGGUCCACUACACCAGCACAGCUCAGCCGUGCCCUGAUCCGGUGGCGCCACCUCAUGGCCGCAUCGCACCUGUGCAAGCCACGUACGUCCUGCAAGACCGCUUCUCCGUGGUGUGCGCGGCUGGCUACGAGCUUCUGCGGGGUCAUUUGCCCCUGAGUUCAUUUACUGCCGUCUGCCAGAAGGAUGGAUCUUGGGACCAGCCGAUGCCGGAAUGCAGCAUUGUUGAGUGUGGCCCUCCUGAUGACCUACCCAACGGCCGAGUGGAGUACCUCGCGGGUUCCGAGGUGACUACGUACAAAGCUGUGAUUCAGUACCGCUGCACCGAGACCUUCUACACAAUGGCAAGAGGUGAUGGUAAAUAUGUGUGUGAGGCUGAUGGAUUCUGGACGAGCUCCAAAGGAGAAAAAUCACUCCCAGUCUGUGAGCCUGUUUGCGGACUGUCAGCCCGUACAACAGGAGGUCGUAUAUAUGGAGGGCAAAACGCAAAGCUUGGCGAUUUUCCUUGGCAAGUCCUGCUAUUAUUCGGCGACACCACAGCAGCAGGUGCACUUUUGAAUGACAACUGGAUCCUAACGGCUGCUCAUGCCAUAUAUGAGCAAAAAGAAGUCGCCUCCUCCCUGAACAUUCGAAUGGGUGCCCUGAAGAGACUGUCGCCUCAGCACACACAAGCCUGGGCAGAGGCCAUUUUCAUCCAUGAGGGCUACAGGCAUGCUGCUGGUUUCGAUAACGACAUAGCGCUGAUUAAACUGCAGAACAAAGUUGCCAUCAACAGCAGCAUCAUGCCUAUCUGCUUGCCAGGAGAGGCAGCUGAAUCCUUCAUGAGGACAAAUGACAUUGGGACUGUAUCCGGAUGGGGAUUAACCCAGAGGGGUUUUCUUGCCCGGAGUCUGAAGUUUGUUGACAUACCAAUUGUUGAUCAUCACACAUGUGCUGCUGCCUAUGAGAAGCUGCAUCCAGGGGCCAAGGUAACGGACAACAUGCUUUGUGCUGGUGUGGAGAGUGGGGGCAAGGAUAGCUGUGGAGGCGACAGCGGAGGGGCAUUCGUGUUUCUAGACAAUGAGACACACAGGUGGUUUGUGGGAGGAAUAGUGUCCUGGGGCUCCAAUAAUUGUGGAGAAGCACAAGUGUAUGGGGUUUACACAAAAGUCAUUAACUAUAUUCCCUGGAUCAAGAAAAUAAUGAAUAACUUUUAAUUUGUAUGUUUUCAGUCAGUAAAUGCCUUUUAAAAAUGCCUGUAAAAGAUCACAGCAGCAAUGUGACCCGAGGAACAUUGGUACAGCCAC